Molecule: messenger RNA, 2107 nt
Organism: Notolabrus celidotus (New Zealand spotty)
Lineage: Eukaryota; Metazoa; Chordata; Actinopteri; Labriformes; Labridae
Gene: drap1
Product: DR1-associated protein 1 (negative cofactor 2 alpha)
Exons: 7
Coding region: 200-904 (234 amino acids)
Biological process (GO): positive regulation of transcription by RNA polymerase II; negative regulation of transcription by RNA polymerase II; transcription by RNA polymerase II
Cellular component (GO): negative cofactor 2 complex; nucleus
Molecular function (GO): core promoter sequence-specific DNA binding; protein heterodimerization activity; transcription corepressor activity
Source: RefSeq, a predicted model, not a curated record
AGUUUGGAUUCCGAUUAUUCAGCCGUCAAGCGAACGCAACGGGAGAAUGAGUGACGACGACUAGGUGCUAACGAGUUAGCCUGUUAGCUGCUACUAUCUAAGUGUGUGUGCGCGGUGGGGGAGAUUUAAACGUGAUAUAGGAUAAUAAUACAGGGUGUAUUGACUUUUAUUUUAGCUUAACCAUCCAGGUAACACAAUUAUGCCAAGCAAAAAGAAGAAAUACAACGCCCGGUUCCCUCCGGCAAGGAUCAAGAAGAUCAUGCAGACGGAUGAAGAAAUAGGCAAAGUGGCUGCAGCAGUACCUGUUAUUAUUUCGAGAGCCCUGGAGCUCUUUUUGGAAUCAUUGCUCACAAAGGCCUGUCAUGUCACCCAGUCCAGGAAUGCAAAGACAAUGACAACAUCACAUUUAAAGCAGUGUAUCGAGCUGGAGCAGCAGUUUGAUUUCUUAAAAGACCUGGUGGCAACAGUGCCGGACAUGCAGGGUGAGGGGGAGGAGAACCACACAGAAGGGGGAGGAGAAAAAGUCUCACGCAGGGGUCGAAAACCAGGGUCCGGCCGCAAGAACGGAGGAGCAGGCUCCAAAGGCAAGGACAAGAAGUUGUCUGGCACAGAGUCAGAGCAAGAGGAUGACUCUGAAGACAGUGAGACGGACGGAGACGAAGAGGACGGCUCUCAGUCAAGCACAAACCUGCAGGCUGCAUCCAGGUUCCACAGCUCAAACGCACCCCCUCAGUUCACGCAUAUGGGCAACGAGGUCCCGAUGGGCGACAUGGCUCCAGCACAGCCCCACAGCGGCAUGGCCUUCGCCCCCCACCCUUCUAUGAUGAGCGCCGCACCGCCUCCCCCACCCCCUGCGCCGCACAAACACGAAGACGACGACGACGAUGAAGACUAUGACUCUUAGCUCCCUUUUUUUCCCCCCCCUCCUACGACACUCAAACAAACACACACGCGCUCUCGACAUAAUUUUUGAUUUCUUAAGAUGAUCCAGCGGUGGGCGAAGGACUCUUCAUCACAGCCCUCGAGAGCCGGCUAAGAACGACACCGCUGCAGGAGUUAGGAGCCUGGCUGUAUAUUAUGUGUUUUAAUUUUCUUUUUUUAAAAAGGUUUUAUUUUAUUGUAGAAGAGAAUCCAACGAGGAAGUUUUUUAACAAGUCGGUCCUUCUAUUUUGAAUAUUAAAUUGGCAGUCGUCACUGUUUUUGCCAUGAGCCCCCGCAGACCGGAUAGGUGUGGUUUAUGUUUCCUUGUACCUUUUUUUUUGGCACUUUUUCUUUCCUCCUAAGUUCUCUGUAGUAGGCAUAUUGAAGUGAACUCAAACCCUCAGGACAGCUGAAAGAAAUCUGUAAGUGGUUUUCAAAGUCUUAUCACGGCCUCGUACAGUUUUUUGAAAGUCUUUGAGAAGCAGCGGAGUAGAAAGGAGCUCAUUGUCUCCCCCCAUGAAGUGUUCUAUUACUCUGUUAUCGAUUGGCUAUGAAAUACUGCUGUUCACACAUGAGCCGCACUUCCCGGCUUUGUCAUGACUCGCUGCUCAGUCCGAUUGUCAGGCUGUAACAUAAACAAGGAAGCAGGUGUAUUUUUACCAUAGGUUAGCGUACCACAGCUCUUUCUUUGCAUUAGUCUCUAUUUUUAAUUCACGUUUUUAUCCAGAGAACUGUAAACUUUCGCAACCCCAGCCGUGAAGUCAGACAUAUCAGCAGGUUAAUGAUCUACAUCCCGUUGGUUGUUGUUUUUGACCCUCUCAGAGUGUCAGACCUUGUAUAUUAUUUUAUACGACCAGAAAAUUCCCCUGAACAACCCAUCAGAACUAUUCUGCGACUUGGACCAUAACUUUGUUUUUAAAGUUGUUUGUGUCUUUCGUCCUCCCUCAUUUCUAUUCUGGCCCUCCUGUAUGAUUUUUCAGUAAUUCUCUCUCUUUAUUGUUGACUUUUUUUUCCUCUUUUAGCUUGUUUUAAAAGUAUCGAUUAAAGCAGAGAUGGGGCUUCCCAUUUAUGUGUCAGUCUCGGUAUAAAAUGUUUCCAGAUAGACAAUUGACACUGUAUUGUAAACUUUUAACAUUCUUUUUAUUUUGUAUGGGUGAAAUAAAGUUCAUAUUUCAAUUAAGAAAAC